Messenger RNA from Trachemys scripta elegans, 1984 nucleotides. RefSeq names its product solute carrier family 49 member 4 (gene SLC49A4). The transcript has 9 exons. Bases 217 to 1674 code for a protein of 485 amino acids. The record is from RefSeq and is a predicted model, not a curated record. Gene Ontology annotation, biological process: transmembrane transport. Lineage: Eukaryota; Metazoa; Chordata; Testudines; Emydidae. Gene Ontology annotation, cellular component: intracellular membrane-bounded organelle; membrane. Gene Ontology annotation, molecular function: transmembrane transporter activity.
GGGAGGGAAGGCGCCGGCUCGUGGGCAGGGCCGCCCGGCUCGCGCAUGCGGCUGGGCAGGGCCCGGCAGAAGCGCUGUGAUUGUGAGUUUGGCGUCGUUUCCCCGGACCCCUCCCCGAUGCCCUAGCAGGACCCGGGCCCCUCAACCGCCCCGAGAGCUGCUGGCCGCGAGCCCGUCCUGGCCGCCCGGAGGCAGGCCCCUCGCCGCCUCCCGCAGAUGGGUCUAGGCUGGAGCAGCGCGGAGGAGCGGGAGUCCCUGCUACCACCCCAGCCCCGGGGGGCGGCGGGGGGUCCCGUUGUGCCCCAGCUUCGGCGGGGCCUUACCCCUGCGGCGGCGGCGGCGGCGCCCCGGCUGGUGCCGGUACUGGGCCGGGUUUACGGGCGGCGCUGGCUCGUGCUGCUGGUGUUCUCGCUGCUGGGCUUCGUGCAGGGCCUGGUGUGGAACAGCUGGGGCCCCAUCCAGAACUCGGCCCGCCUGGCCUUCGGCUUCUCCAGCUGGGACAUCGCCUUGCUCGUCUUGUGGGGCCCAAUCGGCUUCCUGCCCUGCUUCGCCUUCAUGUGGCUCAUGGAUAAGAGAGGUCUCAGGGUAACAGUGUUGUUAACAUCCUUCCUCAUGGUGUUAGGAGCCGGCCUAAGAUGUGUACCACUGUCAGAUCUAACAAUAAGAAAAAAACUGAUUCAUGGAGGGCAGCUGUUAAAUGGAUUGGCAGGUCCAACUGUAAUGAAUGCUGCUCCAUUUCUCUCCACUACCUGGUUUUCUCCCGAUGAACGUGCUACUGCAACAGCUAUUGCAUCAUUGCUCAAUUAUCUUGGUGCAGCAUGUGCAUUUUUAGUAGGACCUCUGGUGGUUCCACCUCCUAAUGGAACAUCCCAUCUUCCACUUGCAUCUGAAAGUAACUCUGAGCAUAUCAAGGACCGCAUUGAAGCUGUGUUAUAUGCAGAAUUUGGAAUGGUCUCCCUGAUAUUUUCUGCAGCACUAGCCUACUUCCCAUCACGCCCUCCAUUUCCUCCCAGUGUGGCUGCAGCUAGUCAGCGGCUCAGCUAUAGGAGAAGUUUUUGUCGGCUAUUAAGCAAUUUCCGUUUUUUGAUGAUUGCGUUAGCCUAUGCUAUACCGUUGGGUGUUUUCUCUGGCUGGUCUGGUGUUCUGGACUUGAUAUUAACACCAGUUCACGUCAGCCAAGUGGAUGCAGGCUGGAUUGGAUUUUGGUCCAUAGUUGGAGGCUGUGUUGUUGGCAUAGCAAUGGCAAGGUUUGCAGAUUUUAUCAGGGGCAUGCUGAAACUUAUACUUCUGCUGCUGCUAUUUGGCGCAACACUGGCAUCCACCUGGUUCACUCUCACCUGUCUUACUAGUGUCACUCACCUGCCUUUAACCACAGCUACACUAUACACAUCCUGUAUCUUGCUCGGAGUAUUCCUGAAUAGUAGCAUACCUAUAUUCUUUGAGCUUUUUGUGGAGACGGUCUACCCUGUUCCAGAAGGAAUUACGUGUGGUGUUGUCACCUUUUUGAGUAACAUGUUUAUGGGAGUGCUUUUGUUUUUUCUCACAUUUUACCAUACAGAGUUGUCCUGGUUCAACUGGUGCCUCCCAGGAUCAUGUUUGCUCAGCCUACUCCUUAUUCUUUGCUUCAGGGAAUCCUAUGAUAGACUUUAUCUUGAUGUCGUUGUCUCAGUUUAAUAGCACAGAACUGACAGAGUUUUGAGAGAGACUGGAAAUCGAUAUGGCAUUCUGCAAAUUGCUUGGAAUUGCACAGUUGUAUGGCGGAAAAAGCAAAGAAACUACAAAAUUUUUAAUGUGGUUUUACCAGACUAAGAAGAUAUUUUUUUAAAACAUCUCUUGACUUGAUCUUUAUUACUGACUUGAGAAACAGUGUGGUACUUCAGUUGGGAAUAAGAGUAUCCUAAAAUACACAAGUGGACUAUAUCUGAUGUGUAUAUUCUAAAGUCAGAACUGUGAUAUGUUAUUUAAAAAACAAUACUUGUAGCUA